Leopardus geoffroyi (Geoffroy's cat) is the source of this 2673-nucleotide messenger RNA. RefSeq names its product interleukin 18 receptor accessory protein (gene IL18RAP). Gene Ontology annotation, molecular function: interleukin-18 receptor activity. Gene Ontology annotation, biological process: interleukin-18-mediated signaling pathway. Lineage: Eukaryota; Metazoa; Chordata; Mammalia; Carnivora; Felidae. The transcript has 13 exons. The coding region runs from base 495 to 2255 and encodes 586 amino acids. The record is from RefSeq and is a predicted model, not a curated record.
UGACCACAAACCUUAUCUAGUCGAGGAGGUGGGUCAGAGAAGAGUUUCAGAUGCUUCAUCUUCAGUACAUUUCCUUCUACUGAUACAGGUAUAACUCAUUAUUUCCAAGCAUGUGUGAGCCAAACGGCUGUUGCAUGUUCUCCAGAUAUUCCUCUGGCUAGGAAGAAAUAAUAGUAGAAUCCUUUGAAAAUGGAUAUCAUUUACACGUUCUUCGGAUGCAAAAGCCAGCAGUUACUGAAAUAAGGACUUGAAGUUCCUUCCUCUUUUUUUCUGUCUUCAGCACAGAAAAUAAGUAUUCCAGGUGACUCUUGAAAUCAAGAAAAUUUGAAAAAUGAUGUCCCAGAGAGAGCUGUAGCAUGGAAAGAGCUCCAGGCAACCUGAAGUCCUAGACCAGCAGAAAUGAAGAGGGUUCUCAGGGAAGAGCUCUGAAACACAACGUACCACAGCCUGGCAAGGGAACAAAUUCAUUCAAGUGAUGACAGGACCCAGGGAGAAUGACGCUUUAUUUGUGCUGGAUAUUUCUCUGGCUUGUCACAGGAGAGAGAACUAAAGGACUGAAUAUUUCAGAUUGCAUCACCAAAAAACUUCUGUGGGAAUAUUCUUCAGGAAGUGAGAAGUUUGUCUUAUUUUGUGACUUAACAGAGUCACAGAAAUCCCAUUUUCACCACAGACGUCAACUCUCACCAACCCAAGCCCCUGAAAACUUGCCCUGCAGUGGUAGUAAGGAUCUAUCUGAUGUCCAGUGGUACUUUCAACCUCAGAAUGGAAAUCCAUUAGGGGAAAUAACUAACAACUAUCAUCACAUCAUCCAGGACAAGAGCAUCCUACACUUUUCGACCACAGGAAUGCAUAAUGCUGGGUCGUAUAUCUGUAGACCCAGGAUUCGGAGCCCUCAGGGUGAGGCCUGUUGUGUCAAGACCAUCUUAGAAGUUAAGCCUAAGACCAAUGUAUCAUGUGUACCAAAUAACUUCGUAUCACACGAGCAACAACUUCUUAUUGGCAGCACUGCCUAUAUUAACUGCCCCAGCUUCCAUUGCCAAAGUGAUGCCCAAAGUUCAGAGGUGACCUGGUACAAGAAUGGAAAACUACUCUCUGAAGAAAGGAGCAACUCAAUCCUAGUGGAUGAAGUUUAUGACCACGACCAGGGCAUAUAUGUAUGUGAUUACACUGAUUCAGAUAACACAAGUUCAUGGACAGUCAGAGCUGUUGUCCAAGUGACAACCAUUGUGAAAGACACUAUUUUCAAGCCAGAUAUUCUGGACCCCAUCAAGGACACACUGGAAGUAGAACUUGGAAAGCCUUUAACUCUUAACUGCACGGCACGAUUUGGCUACCAACGAGAUUUUAAACCUGUAAUAAAAUGGUACAUUAAAGAUUCUGACCAGGAGUGGGAAGUUCCAACACCUGAGCAGAAAAGAGUUAAAUACACCAAAAAGGAUGACGUUAUAGAGCGUGUUGUCCACUUGAAAGAAGUCACUCAGAGGGAUCUUCACCGGAAGUUUGUUUGCUUUGCCCAGAACUCCAUCGGCAACACGACCCAGUCCAUCCAGCUGAGAGAAAAGAAAGGAGUGGUGUUCAUCUACAUCCUACUUGGUACCGUCAUGAGCCUGGCAGGCGUGCUGACCACAGGUGCUCUGCUCUACAUGUACUGGAUUGAAAUAGUGCUGCUGUACCGAACCUACCAGAACAAGGAUGAGACACUUGGGGAUAAAAAGGUAUUUGAUGCUUUCGUAUCCUAUGCAAAAUGGAGCUCUUUUGAGAGUGAGGCCACUUCAUCUCUGCAUGAGGAAUACUUGGCCCUGAAUCUAUUCCCUGAAGUUUUGGAAAACAAAUAUGGAUACAACUUGUGUUUGCUUGAAAGAGAUGUGGCCCCAGGAGGAGCAUAUGCAGAAGACAUCGUAAACAUUAUUAAGAAAAGUAGAAGAGGAAUAUUUAUCUUGAGCCCCAACUAUGUCAAUGGACCCAGUGUCUUUGAACUACAAGCAGCAGUGAAUCUUGCCUUGGAUGACCAAACACUGAAACUAAUUUUAAUCAAGUUCUGUUCCUUCCAAGAGCCAGAGUCUCUACCUCAUCUGGUGAAAAAAGCUCUCCGGGUUUUGCCCACCGUCACUUGGAGAGGCUUAAAAUCGGUCCCUCCCAAUUCCAGGUUCUGGACUCAGAUGCGCUACCACAUGCCGGUGAAAAACUCCAAAGGAUUCAGGUGGAACCAUCUCAGAAUUAUGCCUGAAUUUUUUUCACUGGAAAUGACUCCGUAAAACAGAAGCCACUGGGAGGAGCUCCCAGCCUAUGGAAUGGAAUGGUAAAGCAGACCCUGAACCACCUGCCCUCAGUCCUUGGCGAGUAGAGACGUUGAUGGACAGAGCCCAGAGCAUGAAUCGGGCUGACAUAAGAUGGAGAGUGUUUUGCCGACCCCGAGCAAGCCUGACAGGCAAAGCAAUGACCCCGAAACUGUGGUUAGAGCUUCUGAUUUCCUCUGGACAGAGGAAGAGUAAAUUCUGCAGACGCAUGCACACGUUCAGCACACAACGCUCUUAAGAUUUGCCAAGGGGUCUGAGCAGAAGUGGCAGAGAUAGCCGCUUCUGCAUUGGGCUACCUAUUCGCUGUCAUGUCUACUAUGGAUUGUACAUAUAAAUUAUAUAUAUUUGCAAUCAAAUAAAUAUUAUUUUAUUAGGA